Messenger RNA from Ramularia collo-cygni, 1092 nucleotides. RefSeq lists its product as uncharacterized. The record is from RefSeq and is a predicted model, not a curated record. The transcript has a single exon. The coding region runs from base 1 to 1092 and encodes 363 amino acids. NCBI's taxonomy places the organism in Eukaryota, Fungi, Ascomycota, Dothideomycetes, Mycosphaerellales, Mycosphaerellaceae.
AUGACAGAUCCAGGUAAGAGCUACUCUGUUCACAUCAAGGAGUUUCGGGCUGACAUGUCAUCUGUUCAAGCGUACUGGGGCGACUUGGCCCUGAAGACCUUGCCCUUUCUGAGUCCAUCGCAACUAUGGGCCAAUUGGCUGGUGGAGCCAUAUCUAGGACUACCUUUUGGWGCAUAUCUGAAUACAGCACCGCCCCGGAGGCCAAGAGCUCUUACAAGUCCACUGGAACCGUCUCAGCUUUCCCUUUGGUACAGGAUGAACAUUCUUUCGACUUUAGGCACCGAACAACGCACCGACGAUCAGCUAGAUAGUCUCUUGUUCUCCAAGCUUCCAUAUGACAUUCGCGUGAUCAUUUAUGAGAUGGUACUGKGAGGUAUGGUGCUGCAUCUCUCGGCACAAAGUUCAAGAAGCCGCAUCCUCCAUCAUGUGUGUCAAUCGCCCGCAAGAUUCCGAGAGCAAGGCAGUCAUCACAUCUGCUCAGGGUACGCUACAGUCUGUCCAUCGUCGGCUCCCCUGGAGACUUCAACUCAAGCAACUGGGCUACUGCCAUUGUUGGUGAGCUGCCGAAAGGUUUACUCGGAGGCAUGCCCCAUCUUGUACAGUGCCAAUACUUUUGAGUUCACGCAGAACUUCGCCGCUUUUACAUUCUUGAAGAUCAUGCUGCCACCGCAACGUCUAUCUGAUCUUCGGAGUCUUCAUUUACACAUGCGAAUCCCACGGCAUCCCGCUACCAACACAAGAGCAACUCGAGACUGGCAGAAUCUAUGGACCUUUUUUGCCAACGAAACCACAGGUCUCCGUGACUUGUUCAUAGAGCUGCAGAUGCUCCAACCGAUGGAGGAACAGAUUCAGUCUACACGAGAUGAGGAGGCCUCGUCCUGGAUAAGCCCCAUCAUCAAAAUGGCUGCGGAUGCAUAUAACAAACGCGGAUGCGUCGUUGAGAUCGAGRCUCGAUGCGCCAGACAUGAGCCCAGGAAGAUAUAUCAGAAGUUCGCGGACGACGGCGUCUCACGAGAGCAAAGCAGUAUCAUGCGUCUAGCUUGCGCAGCGUUGCACCAGAGUAUCCGAGAGUCUCUAGCUUCUCCGGGAUGA